Lolium rigidum is the source of this 3541-nucleotide messenger RNA. RefSeq names its product protein Rf1, mitochondrial-like. The record is from RefSeq and is a predicted model, not a curated record. Lineage: Eukaryota; Viridiplantae; Streptophyta; Magnoliopsida; Poales; Poaceae. The transcript has a single exon. Gene Ontology annotation, molecular function: protein binding. The coding region runs from base 415 to 2670 and encodes 751 amino acids.
UGUCAGCGGACGACACUCACCAUUACGCAGCACGGAACGGAAUCGCUCCCCCAAGCUCGGUAAGAUUCUGUGGAGAAUGCAGGACGCAUGCUCCAGGUACGAUCUCUUCCCAAUCUCUGCCAAAAUGCAUGAUGCUCCAGGUACGAACUCUCCCCAAUCUCUUCCAAAUCGAAUCCCGUUCCGAUCCAAAUUUCCCCACCCACUUCCGCCUUCCUCCCACCAGCACCAGCCGUUCCUCGUCGCCGGCGCGCUCCAGCAUUCACGGCCGCUGCAGGAAGGACGGAGAGCUCUGCGGAGUCUUCCGUCGUCGUCCUCCACCAGGACUCGGGCCGGCGGUUGGUCGCUGCCGCCCGCAUUCACCGCCGCUAGAGGAGGGAGCGCGACCUCCUAUCCUGGGCGGCGGCGGCGGCGGCAAUGCCACGCUUCCGACCCCGCUCCCCUUCUCUCUACGACCCCGUCCCCUCACCCGGCUAUCAGCUGCUGGACGAAUUCAAGGAUCGUCUGGGCUCGGAGACGCUCAGUCCGGAGCUUGCGCACCAACUGUUCGGCAAAUUGCUUCGUCAACCCGUCAAGGUACCAGAACGCGCGCUCAACGGCUUUUUCGCCGCCCUCGCACGUGCCCCGCCCUCCAUCGCCUGCCCCGAUGGCCCUGCCCUCGCCAUCGCCCUCUUCCAACAAAUGGCCCGAGCAGGCCCACGUCCGGUGGCCGCACCCACCAUUUACACAUACAGCAUACUGAUUGAUUGCUGCUGCCACACCCACCGCCCGGACCUAGGGCCUGCCUUCUUCGGCCACCUCCUCAAGACAGGUAUCAGGGAGGACGUUGUCAUUUUCAACAAUUUAUUGAAGUGCCUCUGUGACAUGAAGCGAACGGAGGAGGCUCUGGACGUGCUGCUCCACAGGAUGCCCGGCGACCUUCCUAAUGUCAUCACCAGACGUGGCCACUCUCCCAACGUGGUUUCAUACAACACGGUAAUUGAUGGCUUCUUGAAGGAGGGUGAAAUAAGCAAAGCUUUGGAUCUAUUCCAUGAAAUGAAACAGCAGGGGGUUGUGCCUAAUGUGGUGACAUAUAGUUCCAUUAUUGAUGGGCAGUGCAAAGCAACAGCAAUGGACAAGGCAGAGGGGGUCCUUCGGCAAAUGGUCGAUAAUGGUGUUCAGCCGAAUACCGUGACAUAUACUAGCCUGAUCCAUGGAUAUUCCACUUCGGGCCAGUUGGAAGAAGUCGCUAGGUUGUUGGAAGAAAUGAAAACUCAAGGUAUCAUGUGGGACGUUGUUACUUGCAGCUCAUUCAUGGACUAUCUUUGCAAGACCGGAAGAAUCAAAGAAGCUGCAGAAUUAUUUUAUUCCAUGGCUGAGAACGGCCAUAAACCCGAUGCUGUCUCAUACAGCACGGUAAUUGAUGGCUUCUUGAAGGAGGGGGAAAUAAGCAAAGCUUUGGAUCUAUUCCAUGAAAUGAAACAGCAGGGGGUUGUGCCUGAUGUGGUGACAUAUAGUUCCAUUAUUGAUGGGCAGUGCAAAGCAAGAGCAAUGGACAAGGCAGAGGGGUUCCUUCGGCAAAUGGUCGAUAAUGGUGUUCGGCCGAAUACCGUGACAUAUAAUAGCCUGAUCCAUGGAUAUUCCACUUCGGGCCAGUUGGAAGAAGUCGCUAGGUUGUUGGAAGAAAUGAAAACUCAAGGUAUCAUGUGGGACGUUUUUACUUGCAGCUCAUUCAUGGACUAUCUUUGCAAGACCGGAAGAAUCAAAGAAGCUGCAGAAUUAUUUUAUUCCAUGGCUGAGAACGGCCAUAAACCUAAUGCUGUCUCAUACAACACGCUUAUUGAUGGCUUCUUGAAGGAGGGUGAAAUAAGCAAAGCUUUGGAUCUAUUCCAUGAAAUGAAACAGCAGGGGGUUGUGCCUGAUGUGGUGACAUAUAGUUCCAUUAUUGAUGGGCAGUGCAAAGCAACAGCAAUGGACAAGGCAGAGGGGGUCCUUCGGCAAAUGGUCGAUAAUGGUGUUCAGCCGAAUACCGUGACAUAUAAUAGCCUGAUCCAUGGAUAUUCCACUUCGGGCCAGUUGGAAGAAGUCGCUAGGUUGUUGGAAGAAAUGAAAACUCAAGGUAUCAUGUGGGACGUUGUUACUUGCAACUCAUUCAUGGACUAUCUUUGCAAGACCGGAAGAAUCAAAGAAGCUGCAGAAUUAUUUUAUUCCAUGGCUGAGAAGGGCCAUAAACCUGAUGCUGUCUCAUAUGGGAUUAUGCUUCAUGGUUAUGCUACAGAACGAUCCCUUGCUGAUAUGAAUGAGUUCCAUGAGCAGAUGGUUCGAGACGGAGUUGUACCCAGUCUCAGUGUUUACAACAUACUGAUUGGUGCAUAUGCUAAGUGCGGGAAGAUGGACGCAGCAAUGCUUGUCUUCGAAGAUAUGUUGAAGCAUGGUGUGAACCCUGAUCAGGUCACAUAUUUAAUUGUGAUAGCUGCAUUUUGCAGAAUGGGCAGGAUGGAUGAUGCCAUGGACAAAUUCAGUGAGAUGAUUGAUAUGGGAGUACCACAUGACACUCAUGUUUAUGAGUGCAUGAUCAAGGGUUACUUUAGACAAGGUGAUUUGGUGAAAGCCAACGAAUUGUUUACUGAAAUGAAGAACAAGGGUAUUCGUCGUAGGCCACAGAAGGGUAGUGGAAGAACACACUAUGUUUGACUUUAUUAUCCGCGCUGGUUAGAGGCCUGAUCAUGUUAUAUUUACUUCAAUGAUCGAUGAAUAUUGCUUAGUCGCCAAGAUGGAGAAAGCAUUCAGAGUAGUUGAUACUAUGGUAUCAGAUGGCAUGAGCCCUAGUUUAAAUAUAAGUUUGAAUCUAGCCAUUUUGAACAUCAUGUUGAUAUUUAUUUAAUCCAUAUGACUGAAUAAGCAUGAAUUGUUUUAGUUAUGCUCAUGUGACGGAUUCACACAACUGAUGUUCUUUUAAUCUCAAUCACGUCAAGCACCAUGUUUUUCUUCCUUUUUGUUGCUUGGCCUAGUCAGUAUAUGCAAACUAUUCUGUCCAUCUCUAUUCUGUAACAUAUUUUAUUUUUCUAUCUUUUUAUUGCAAAAAACAUGCAGCCCUCACUUGUUGAGAUAUGUAUUUAUUUUUUGGUCAAUGAUUAAAUGAAUACGGCCAAUUCCAUUGUUCCUUUCAAGAUCUACAAUGAUAUGAUAAGUUUGGAAAACAUAAUUGAAAACGCACAGUAUCUACAAUCGUGGCACCUGCCAUCCCAUACAUUUCAGUACACUACUCAUAUUUCUUGAGUGGGAUUCUGAAGCAGAUUCAGAUGGCCCUCUCACCAGCAAGAAUCGUCAUUUUCUUGACUGUGGUUGCAUUACACCCUUAAGUUGAUGCGUAAGGCCACAACGCUGUUUAACGCCUUUGUCCACGUGCAUAUCAGCUCCGGGGCUAGUAUCCUGUAUUGGGAGCAGAUCUAUGGAGUUCACAUCGCCGCCAUCGCACCAACGAUUGUGGGGAUUGUUAAGCCCCACAUCAGGAAGUAGAUAUCGGUGGAGGAUGGGCUUGCUGGAAACUGUUGGGUCUGCGACA